UACAGUACGGCUGCUCGCAGCUUGGUUGCAGCGUCUCACUUUGUUUUUAUUCUCAUUCACUUUUUUUUUUACUGGACCACAGAAAGGCUUUGAAGCAAGACGAUUCGGCUGCAAACUUCAAGCUACAUCUCGUGCCGUGGUGUUGUUGUCUCCCCCUGCAGCCCCCACCCCCAACUCAAACCCAAAGUCUGAGUGUGUGGCUGUGUUUAGGUCAGGGUGCAGGGCAGGUUGCUGGGGUGAGUGGGGUACAGGGGCAGAUGGCCCUCAGUGUGUAGCCACAGGGAGGGACCACUGGGCCACCAUUCGCGUGUGUGGAAAAGGGCAAAGGAGAGCAAAAGAGGCUGUGGCCCCGGCCGGCAGACAUGGGAUGCUGUAGCGUGACUCCAAAGGCUGGAGGAAUUGACGAGGUGGGCCCGGACGAGAUUGAACUCCUGGAUGUUGAAGCGACAGGGGUUUGGACUCUGGGGGAGAGGCUACAGGUUUCCAGGCCUGAGACCAGUGAACCUCCUCACCGCUGUCCAUCUGUGCUCCAGUUCAAAGAGGAGGUCCCAGAUCCCAUCUCUUCAAAUGAGUUCAUGCAGAAAAGAAACUCACAAGUUUUACUCUGGGGGUGGACAAAAGAUGAGCUUCACCAGAGACUCUACACUCAUCCGGUUAGAGACUGGGAGGGCCGACCACUGCACACUUACGGAGACAUCAUACACUCUUCACUUGUGUCUUUACACAAUGGCUACACAAAGGUGAUGAGCGAAAGAUAUCUAGUCCUGUUUUCUUUUCAUUUAUUAAUCCUCGCUCUGGACAACUCAAACCAGGACUUCAUCUACGAGGGCAUUCUUCCUCUGUCAGCAAUUGAGGUGCGAGUAAUUUCACAACAGGACUCUAGUGCGUCACACAUGUUUGAGAUUAGUGGGCCCAUGGUGGACUCCAAGAUUUUCAUCUGUGCCAAUGCUGCUGACAGAAAGUGCUGGAUUGAGAGUAUAGAGGACAGAAGAUACAAAUCCCUCAGACAGCAGCUCAGUCCCUCUCACAGCGCCCUGUCCUACCUGCUGCCAUGUGAUGAGAACUGGAAGAAGGAAGAACUGAAGAGGUACUUGUUGAGGUCCCCUAUCUGGCAGUGGGAGGGAACGCCUAUUCACCACAUGGGCCAGCCUGUUUACCUGUCACUGGUGCACAUCAGCAACAUGCAGACACAUGCAUCCCAGGAGCGCCUCCUUGUACUCUUUCCUUUGGACCUCCUCAUCCUGUCUGUGGACACUCAGCGGGUUCAUGUAAAGUAUGAGGGGCGUCUGCCAAGGAAGGGUAUCCGAGCUUUGGAGAAAUCCGCCCUGCCUGGGAGACUACAGUUUGAACUCACAGGGGAUUUAAUGGAACCUUUGAAGAUCUCCUGCACUUACCCAGAGGAUUAUCAGAACUGGAUCUUCCAGUUACAGCAGCCUGAAAAGUUGCCUCACACCAUUUCCAACCACACGCCUCCACCUCUCAUACCGAAGAAACGCAGGAGCUGAAGACGAGCAGCUGAAGACUUGGAAAGAAAAAAGGAAUCUACAGAUGAAAGAACAACAUGAUACUGCUGAGCAGUUUUACUGUAUUUUACAGUGUGUGCGUUUACAUGCAAUCAAACAUCCAUUUAUCAGAUUACUGCAGUUAUCUGAUUAUUCAAGUAUUCAUGUAAUUAGUACUCCGAUUUCUUAGAUCGAUUUCUAAAAAUCUGAUUGAGAAAUCUGGAUCUGGAAGAGAGCUGGAUGGAUUUUAGCUCCUUAAUGGAAUUUCUCUGUGCGUGUAAACUUUAAACAGGAGAAUUCUGGGAUUCCUCAGUCUGCGCAUGUGUGAAAUCAGACUGUGGUGCUGUAAAUAAGUGAGUAGUGUUGAACACAGCAUCCACAAGAUGGCAGUGCUGAAACUGAAGGAUUUAAAUGAACCUCAUCUUCUAACUGAUUCCAGUAUUUUCAUAUUGCAAUUUGCAGCUCAGUGUGUUUUUAAAAAGAGUGAGUUUACAUGAUAGUUGUGUCACAUUUUAAGGCCUUUUUACACCUGAUUUGGGUGUGAUUUAUUUGGCCAAAAAAAAAAUAAAACAUCAAGCACUUGAAUCAAAGCCAUAUCAAGGUUGAAUCAUAUUAGAUUAUGUUUUGGUCAAUGUUGUUGUUGCAACGUUGUUUCAAUGUCCUACUUUUCAAGAUUGAACUAUAGAUUACGUUCCCUUUUCAUUCUAUGUUGGACAUGCUUAAAAAGAUAUUGUUCUUUGAGGGUUAAUAAAGGCAACGGUUCCAUAUAAUACAGUCAACACUUAAAAAAAGGGGCCAAACCUGGAUAUUAAAGGAGAACUCUGGUGUAAAAUGGACUUUUGGUGUAGUAAAACAUGUAGUAGCUCACCUCCUCUCUCCUACAGCUUUCUGAGAUACAGUAAUUUUGUGCUUUUUACCCAGCACUCUGUACAACGGCCGUAUCGGGGCAUAUUUUGCCCCAAUAAAUCGUUUUUUUAUACCGCUCUCCAGACUUAAAGUAGCUCCACACCUUUUUGAUAGAAUCCGGAGAGCCCUGACAUUUAAAACGAGGCAUUAAUAACAUAAAACAUGCACAAGAAGCUUAUUAAAAACCACUGGGCUCUCCUUUUCUACCAAAAUAUGCCCGAUGUGGCCGUUGUACAGAAUCCUGGGCAAAAAGCACAAAAUUACUGGAUCUCAGAAAGCUGCGGGAGAGCGGAGGUGUGUUGUUUGUCAAGGAGCAUCAUGCAUCAUAGUCUGUUCAUGUUCCACAAAGCUUUCUGAACUAUAUCUUCCCUUGCUAAUAUGCAGUCGUGGAGCAGGGACAUCAAAUAGAGCAGAGAAAAAAGAGAGCAGAAAGCAAACACUGAUCAGAGAAACAGAAAGAAUGGUGAUUUAUUAAAGAUGUGGAAUAUCUAGCCCUGUUUACAGAGCACAAAAGGUGAAAAUCGUGUCAGUUAAAAGGUUCCACCCUGUUAUAAGUGUAUUUCCAAAAAGAAUUGUGCUUGGUGUGAAAGAGCCUUUAUUCUGUAAGAUUAUUCCUGGUUGUAAAGCAAAAAGUUUUCCCAUUAUCUGAUUAUCCAAGUUCAAGUAAACUUGUUGGUUAGAUUGUAGACAAACUCAUCAGUGUUCUGCAGUAAUUGGAUUAUGUAGAUUAUAAGUGCUUAUAAAUGCACUCAGUGAACAUGAUGUUACUGAAAAAGCUCUUUUACAGUCUUUUUACAGUGAGUGUAUUCUGAUUGCCAUGAUGUCUGUUUACAGUUUCUUGCCAAUGAAUAUACAUAUCUUCAUUUGUACAUAAAAAAACCUUUUGUUUUAAGCUGCAGUUAAACUUCUAAAUGUGAUGUAUAGAUUUGAGUAGGAUGUGCAAUUAGUGAAGUGAUGUUUACUGAAGAAAAUGCAUGUACAUGUUUUCUACGAAGCGGUGUUUUCUCAUGCAAGUACAUAAUGCUUCUCUGAGAUGUAAUAAAUUACUUUAAUUAGAAGUGCA
Messenger RNA from Astyanax mexicanus (Mexican tetra), 3471 nucleotides. Its product is annotated as rho guanine nucleotide exchange factor 6. The transcript has 12 exons. Bases 363 to 1505 code for a protein of 380 amino acids. NCBI's taxonomy places the organism in Eukaryota, Metazoa, Chordata, Actinopteri, Characiformes, Acestrorhamphidae. The record is from RefSeq and is a predicted model, not a curated record.